Molecule: messenger RNA, 450 nt
Organism: Entrophospora sp. SA101
Lineage: Eukaryota; Fungi; Glomeromycota; Glomeromycetes; Entrophosporales; Entrophosporaceae
Source: the annotation of a GenBank genome assembly
AUGUCAGAUUCUCCACAACAAAAAAAUGUUGCAAAAAUUGAACCAAAUAUGUCUGGGGUUUUUAUAACCUGUGUAAAAAAUAAAGAAGCACUGUGUGUGAGAGAAUGUUAUGACUUGUUCAAUGAGUAUGCUGGUAAAUUUUUUCUAUCGCAAGCUAUAAACACUACUGAUUCUGCUAAUAAGAGUGUUGGUAAUGAUAAUGAUGAUAAUUUGGACAUUGAAGAUGUAAUUGCAAAAGAACUUUCAGAAAUGAAAAAACCACACUCUUCUAAUAGUUUUGCUUCAAUUCAAACUGGAACUGAUUAUAAAAAAGAGUUGAUUAACAUGAUUGCUAAAAUUGUUGGUGAAGAUCAUACAGUCAAUCUUAAUAAUCCUGAAUUGACAAUCAUUGUUGAGAUUUUCAAGAUUUUUGAGGAACAUAUAGGCAAUAAUAAUAAAAUUAAAGAAUAA